Molecule: messenger RNA, 850 nt
Organism: Onychostruthus taczanowskii (white-rumped snowfinch)
Lineage: Eukaryota; Metazoa; Chordata; Aves; Passeriformes; Passeridae
Product: tubulin-folding cofactor B-like
Exons: 5
Coding region: 212-850 (212 amino acids)
Biological process (GO): post-chaperonin tubulin folding pathway; tubulin complex assembly
Molecular function (GO): alpha-tubulin binding
Source: RefSeq, a predicted model, not a curated record
UCCCUCACCGGUCCCGGCUGUGGCGGCCCGUGAAGGUUCCAGAAGCGGCUCCGGUUCGGGCGGGCCCGGAACCGUUCGGGGGUCCCGGUUCGGGAGACCCGGAGGCUCCCGGAGGGGCUCGGCGAGCUGCCGGAGGAGCCUGGGUGUGUCCGGGGCUCCCGGUUCGGUUCCGGUUGGGCGGUACCGGUAGGGCCCGGUCGGUACCGGAGCCAUGAACGGCGGCGGGACCGGGCCGGGCCCGGUGUGGCUGGCGGUGAGCAGCUCCCUGAACGCUUUCCGUGCCUGUAAACGCUUCUCGCCUUCGCUCACCAUCGCCGAGCUCAAGUGCAAACUGGAGCUGGUGGUGGGGUCCCCAGCGUCAUGCAUGGAUCUGGAGCUGUUCGGCGCCGAGGACGAGCCCUUGGGGACACUGGACUGUGACGAGGCCCUGCUGGGCUCCUACCCCGUCACCGACGGCUGCCGCGUGCACGUGACCGACCGGAGCGGGGCCCGCGUCGGGCAGUUCGAGGACGUGUCACAAGUGGCCAAGUACGAGAUGGCCGAGAGCGACUACGACAAGAGGACAGAGUCCGUGCGCUCGUUCCUGCGGCAGCGCUCGUGGGGCCGCUGGGACCGGGAGCGGGAGCAGGAGCGGGAGCGGGAGCGGGAGCAGCGCCGGGCUCAGGAGGCGGCGGCGGCGGCCGCGCUCCCGCUCGGUGCCCGCUGCGAGGUGCGGGUGCCCGGCCAGCCCUGCCGCAGGGGCACCAUCGCCUUCGUGGAGUCCCUGUACUCCUGGGACUGCUGGGACCGGGACUGGGACCGAGAAUGGUACUGGGAGCAGUACCGGGAACGGGAGCGGGAUCAGGAAUAG